Molecule: messenger RNA, 3861 nt
Organism: Gallus gallus (chicken)
Lineage: Eukaryota; Metazoa; Chordata; Aves; Galliformes; Phasianidae
Exons: 4
Coding region: 10-375 (121 amino acids)
Molecular function (GO): oxidoreductase activity
Source: RefSeq, marked validated
GCGCGCGGCAUGGCUUGUGGUGGAACGGGCGGCUCCCCUGUCGUGCCGCUCUGCAGCGUCUCUGUGCUGGGGCUCGAUCUUUAUCCGAUACACUGGCUUGAUACUCAUGUUCCAGGUAAAAGGAAUCAGGAGUUCCGAGCUGAAACCUGGAGAGCAAUGGAGAAGCUUUAUGAGAAAGGUGUGUGUAGAUCAAUUGGCGUAAGCAAUUUUCAUAUCAGUCAUCUUGAGCAACUACAGGAAGACUGUGUGGUUACCCCACAUGUUAAUCAGGUUUUCAAUUUUAAUCUGAGGGAAGAUGAUGUGGAAUUUUUGAACAUCAUGAAUAUCAACAGAAAGCAAAUUCAUCUCUUAGCCCUUGUGGAAAGCAUAACUUAAAACGGGUUGUUUCAGACUUCAAAAGUGGUGAAUUUAAACUUUAAUUCAUUUUAAACUGAAGGAUAAGUUGUUGGGUACUCGGAGUACCUAGUCAGCACCAAUUAACAAUCAAAAAUUGGUAUUAAUAACUUGUGUUUACAAGCACAUUGACCAUCUAAUUAAAUCAUUUUAUAUUCUGUUUUUUGAUGCUUUCUUGCAGAUACAAAUAUGCUUACUUAAAGUGUUUUGUCUGUUUUCUCAAAGCUGUCUGGCACGUACUUCCAGCGUGGGUUAAGCUAUAUCAAAAUAUUAUAAUUAACUUGCUUUACCUGCAUGUACAUAAUUUAAGGUGUUAUUUUAACCCCUUGGAACAAGUUAGUUGUGCUUUUUUCUCUGUCAGAUUUUGUGAAGUAUUAGUUACUUCAAGAUACAGAUGGGAGCAGGCUACAAUGUGCAGAACAUUUGUAACUGCUUGGGUGACUAACAGAAAUUGGAGCAAGUAGGUACUUUUGUCCUUAUGAAAAUUAGUUCUUGUUAUUUCUACCUGCACUUUAUGUGAGUAUCGUCACUGAUGUUUUUUCUCUUAGUUCUGAGAAGUUACCUGGCUUUGAGAUAAAACUUACAGAGCUGAAAGUAGCAUAUACUUCACAAUUCACAAGAUUGUCUGCACUGCUUAAGAAACAGUUGUGUAAUAUUAUAUUUGAUAUAUAAUAUAAUUAUUAUAUAUAAUAUAUAUAAUAUAUUCGUAUUUAAUAUAUAAUAAUGUUGUAUAAUUAUAUAAAAUUAUAAAUAUGAAUAAUAUAUAAAUAUAAUAUUUGAUAUAUAAUUCUAACCAGGCUUGCUUCACAGUAUCAAAAAUGGUAUAAAUGCCUUGCUUUCAUACUCUGUACUAAAUUUAUGCCACAUUAUCUUCAUUCAGAUUAAUAAUUUAGUUAUGAUAUUUCUGUAGGAAUCAUAAUCUCAGCAUUCCAUUCAGGUGAUAGGCUAUGUAGUAAGAAUAGCAUUCUUGUCUCAGUUGGUAUGAUGUAAAUGUUUACAAAUUUAUCCAAAAUACAGUACGUUUGUUCCAGCUCUACAUCAAAAACCUGGAUCUGAAGUAAUUCCUUACUACUUAACGUUGUUUCUUGCAUUUCCUCUAGUCAGGGGAACUUGGGAGAAUUCAGCUGCCCACUCUUUGUACUUCCUUAGUAAACAAAACUAUUCCACUCUGAGGAUCUCCUUUCUUGACCUGGCACAUCAUGGAGAAAUGCCUCUGCUUUAUAGUCUAAGCUAUGUCAGGGUGAAUAAAAGGACUUUUUACAUGUAUAGAUUAAGAUUUUCAAAGGUGCACAAAGGUAUUGUAUUGGGGAAAAAUCCUUCGGAAAUCUGUCUUGUGGGGAUUUCUUGUCUCUCUUCAGGACGAGUGAUGUUCAGACACUCAUCUGUUGCAAUUGUGAGUCGUCCCAUUGUGCCUGCACUGUGAGAGCAGUGCUAUUUUCUGCUGGUGUUGGAGCCUACUGAUACAGGCUUUGGUAAUAGCCCACGUUGCAUUUUCCUGCAAGAUGGCAUUGUUUCCUUUUCCUCAAUUAAGAGUUACCAGGGAUAAUGCUGGAGAGAAAUGUUUCUUUGAGAAGUUUUUUUAUUUUCAGGCUCUUCGCUUUGAAUUUCUUUUUAAAUGAUCCCUUCAUAAAGUACUCUGAAAGUCCCAGUGUUGCUCCCCACGCUGGUGGGAUGAGUAGGUGCUGUCAGCUGUCAGCUGAGUCUUCCAACCACAAAUUGUGUAAUUUGUGAAGGAUCAUAUCAGUGCCUUUUCUUGGGACUGAUUAGUCUGUCAGAUAUGCACACACAGCCUUCUUUGAUUUCACUGUCAUAAAAUGAUCAGUCUGACUUGCAUCACAUUGUUGUGUGAUUUGGGUUAAGACAAUGAAACUAAAUUUAUGCAGUUUCCUUGGGGUUAUCCUAUCACCACUGCCCCGUGAAUUAGCCAGGUUUCUGGAAUGCCUACCGCACUGAGUUCCUGUAGUUUCACAAGAGCGCUGGUUAUCGCAGGCAGCCAGGAGGUAUGUAAAACAAGACUUUUUGUUCAUCAAAGAAACUUAAGUAUAAAAGUGCGUAUACAUGAUAUUCAUCAUGUAGUCCCAUCUCUUUUUCAAUGACUGUAGACAAUCUCAGUUUUCAAAGGUGUUAUAUACAUUCAAUGUCUUCUAUGUACUUUGUGGAAGUGCAAGUGUCCUUCUCAUUGGAUCUGGCAGAUGGAAGGUACUGAGGCAAGAAUUCUUGCACCGUUGAUUGGGAUGAAGUAUAAUCCUGGCAUAAAUCUUCUCACUGAACAUCUGUCAGUGUGCUCUUGUUAGAGUUGGCUGAAAAAAAAACAGAAUUUACCUGGUUGUGUUAUUCAGUCCUUGCGAGGAGGCUACAAUCUGUGCAACUGAACCGCAUUAACCUGCAUGAACUGAGGUUUUACACAGCCCUCAGAGCAAAAUCAGCUGCUUUGGCUUUGUUUGCUUGGGAAGGAUGAAGUGCUUUUUCAGCAUCCUCACUGCUACGUGUCAACAUGGCUACAGAUAUGUGUGAUCAUAUAAUUUUAACAGUGCUUUUUGUGAUACAGAUGCCCAGCUGUUCGGAGUCAAACUGAAAUUGCCCAGCCAUUUCACACAACCUCUGACAAAUAAUUUGUUGGACGUGACUUCUUUGGGCUUCAGCCCUCUCAGCUGCUUUACCAAUAACUCUAACAUAAAAACUUGUACAUCUGGCUGUUGAAACCCUGAGCCACUCAGUCCUUUAAUUAAAGCAUGUUCCUUUAUUACGUCCCUCUUGCUUAAGAUUAUGAGAGAAAAAUUUCCUAGAGGAGAAUGCCUAACAAAUAUACUUUUAUAUAGUAUUUUCUAUAGAUUAGCUGAGUAAGGGGGAAAGCUUGCUGUAUCUAGGGUAUGUCAGGCAGUUGCAGGGGAUGCACAUGUCAAACUCGAGCAUGAUUUAUCUUGCAUGCCUUUUCUGACAGUUGUAAUUUAACGGCUGUAUUUUCCUCCAGGCUCUCAGGAGGCUGAACAUCUUUUCAAGUUUCUAGCUUGGUGGUGGAGGAGUCAACGUCUGUUUGCCAGUGUAAUUUACUGAGUCAUUCUGGGAGAGGUGUGGAGCAACUGAAGCAUGAGGAUUCGCAUAAAUAUGAGAGGGACUCUUCCCAGGGCAGCACUGCCAUUGCCUCGUUAAGAGGAGAGCUGCUUCCCCAUAAUGACUGCUGCUGCUCCCUGAUAUGUGGUGCAGUGGACUAGAAGGCGAUACAUUGUGCUCUGAUUCAUUGUGAUAUUAUUUUGCAUUUCAAUUUGGAGUUAAAAAGAACAGAGUAAGAAAGGAAGAGGAAAAUUUCUGCACUAAGAGCAACUCAAGGUAGCCAAAAGUCACUGAGCUGGGUGGUUUUGGAGGAGUUAUAAAACCUGAACUCACUUCUUUCUCAGUCUUUAUAUAAUGGCACUGCUACUGCUGUUUAAAAAAAAAAAAGAGAGAGAGAGAGAGAGAAUUUACAACUUA